This is a messenger RNA of Daldinia caldariorum, 2134 nucleotides long. RefSeq names its product terpenoid cyclases/Protein prenyltransferase. Gene Ontology annotation, cellular component: CAAX-protein geranylgeranyltransferase complex. Gene Ontology annotation, biological process: protein geranylgeranylation. Gene Ontology annotation, molecular function: CAAX-protein geranylgeranyltransferase activity. The record is from RefSeq and is a predicted model, not a curated record. Bases 314 to 1807 code for a protein of 497 amino acids. The transcript has a single exon. NCBI's taxonomy places the organism in Eukaryota, Fungi, Ascomycota, Sordariomycetes, Xylariales, Hypoxylaceae.
GCAGGUAAUUAGAAGGGGAGGGGCAGGUUGAAGAAACCUUCCUUGCAAAAUGAUUCAUGUUAGUACCUGCCGUACUCUAUACAUAAUACGAUAGUUGGAGGAAAGUAAGACUUAAAAUAUACUUUAGGUCUAGGUCAGGUACUUAAAGUUAUCAGGGUAUCAGGUACUUACCUAGCUAAUCGCUUCUCUAUAUAAAAUCACCUUCUCAAAUAGCUUCACUUUUCCUUCCUUCAUUCCUCUUUUCCUUCUUCAGCUUCUAAUGCCCGAGUCUCCGUCUAAUACAUGACACAUACAUGACACAUCCGUGCUCAUAAUGGCCUCUUCCGAACAGCAACCCCCCCUAGAUACGGCUCGGCAUAUUCGUUACUGGCAGCGAUGCUUCCGCUCUGUGCUCCCUCAUCACUACGUGAGUAACGAUAGUAUUCGUCUCACGCUCGGCUUCUUCAUUGUCGCCGCUCUCGAUCUCCUAUCCUCAUCUUCAUCAUACUCCGAACCCCCAAAGGAUCCCCUAAAAACCUCCCUUAUAAGUCGAGAAGACCGUACUCGGCUAAGGGCCUGGGUCCUCUCACUACAGCAUCCACAGGGUGGUUUUUGUGGCUCACCUCACCAUGUCCUACCAGAGCAGUAUACCACAAAAUGGGACGCUAUUAACAAUGCUGAAUCCGCGCUGGACCCGGCCAAUGCUAAUAUAGCUGCUACCUACUUUGCCCUACUUUUGUUAGGCAUUCUGGCCGAUGACGACGGCUCUAAAGCAUUUGAGGGAGUAAACCGUAUAAAAACUCUACGCUGGCUCAAGACGCUGCAGAGGGAUGACGGCAGCUUUGGCGAGAUCAUUGACGAGGACGGGUAUGUCGGGGGAGGCAGGGAUAUGCGUUAUUGCUACCUGGCUGCUACUAUUAGAUGGGCUCUUGCCGGAUCCGAGACUGACGAAGACUUCAACGUCGAUGCCCUGGUAGCACACAUACGGCGAGGACAAACCUUCGAUGGUGGCCUAGGCGAAAGUUCCACACACGAAAGCCAUGCUGGAUACGUCUACUGCGCCGUAGCCGCGCUAUCUAUUCUUAACCUCAGCAACCCAAACGCUGCCACAGAACCGGACCGGUACCUGAAAGCAGGCAUUCCUUCCAUUCCGUCUUUAGUUCACUUCCUUGCCUGCCGUCAGUUCGACUAUCUGGAACCCGACGCUGACGACGAAAAUGAAGAAUCCAGCAACCACCCAUUACCUGAUAUCUCUGCCUUGGCUGUUUCAGAUGCACCUCAGAUCGCUGGAUUUAAUGGCCGUCUGAAUAAGGUCGCUGAUACAUGCUAUACGUGGUGGGUCAGCGGCACGCUGUUUAUGCUUGGCGAGAGUCAGGUGCUUGAUCGCGGCCCUGCUAGGAAGUUCAUACUCGAGAAGACACAACACAUGAUUGGCGGGUUUGGGAAGCACCCCGGUGCUCCUCCUGACGUCUACCACGGGUACCUAGGACUUGCGGCCCUGGCAACGUUGGCAAAUGCCGAGGGCGACGGGAAGAAAGAAGAAGGAUUGGGCCGAUUCGAUCCGCGUCUGUGUAUAGGAAUUGAGGCUUCUCAAAGAAUCACUAAGGCUAGGGAAGCACUACUGGCCCCCUCUCAAGAAGAUGAAGACAGCGAUGACGAUUGGGAGCAGGAGACUGAGAGGAUUAAGAAGGAACUCGACUGGGAUAAGACUAGAGAGACUAUGACACGGCUCGAGGCGAAGUGGAGGGCAGAGGGCAAAGUACCUAUUCAUGAGAUGGAUAAGUGGAACCCUUUCCACCCACCGAAUCUGGAUGAGCUGAACGCUUAAGCGAUAUAACGGGAACUGGGUUACUGCGAUUGUGGCAUAUCCGUUUCUUUGCUUUUUCUGCUAGUUCCCUCUUUAUAAGGCGUUGCAUUAUCAAAAAGUUGAGGAGGAAGGAAUGAAAUCAAUAGAAAAGGAACCUAGAAUACGGCUUAGCGAAGAUAGAUCGGGGAAUUUGGCGGAGUGGAUGAAAAGCCAAUUACUCCAACUCCAACUAGCUCGCUAAAUCAUGUCCGUUCGGUUAGGGGAACAAGAUAGAAAACCGACGAUGAGUUUCAGUCUCCAUAAACUAACUACCCGGUACUUGAUACCCCUGAAAUAUUUUUAAGCCUG